CACUAACCCGUCUCAUCUCUUCCAUUGAUCUGGCGAUCAGUUUACGCUCAUAAUUUGCAUUGCGAUUAUAUGUUGAGGAAAUCAUCGGAAGGGGUGGAUUGGAAAGAAAUCGAUCCGCAGAGUAGAGAAUCGUCGAUCCCUUUUCUCCGUGACAUUUUCUUUUACCAAUUCCUCCCAUUCCAUUGAAUUCCAUCAAUAGAUUUAGAUGGAAGAGAUGUAUGGAUUGAUCUAUAGGUUGGCAAAUG
Linum tenue is the source of this 245-nucleotide messenger RNA. Lineage: Eukaryota; Viridiplantae; Streptophyta; Magnoliopsida; Malpighiales; Linaceae. The record is from the annotation of a GenBank genome assembly.